Pristis pectinata (smalltooth sawfish) is the source of this 2128-nucleotide messenger RNA. RefSeq names its product HIG1 hypoxia inducible domain family, member 1A (gene higd1a). The record is from RefSeq and is a predicted model, not a curated record. Gene Ontology annotation, biological process: mitochondrial respirasome assembly. The transcript has 4 exons. Bases 154 to 465 code for a protein of 103 amino acids. Gene Ontology annotation, cellular component: mitochondrion. Lineage: Eukaryota; Metazoa; Chordata; Chondrichthyes; Rhinopristiformes; Pristidae.
AUUAUGUCUGAUGGAGGUCACUUCAAGUCUGAGGAGCGUGGCGAAUGCCUCCGUCAUUUCCGCUUCUUUCCAUUGCGUCAGUUCCUGUGGGAGCCGGGUGACGGUGACAGUGACGGGCGCGGAGAGCCGGAGCCGGACGGGUGAUCAGCCAUUAUGUCUUCAAGUAACAUGAGCUUGCUUCCUGCACUUGGCCAAGAAGAUGACCAAACCUCUAAACUUAUUCGAAAAUCCAAGGAGUCCCCUUUUGUUCCCAUUGGUAUUGCUGGCUUUGCAUCAGUGGUAGCCUAUGGACUCUUCAAACUGAAGUCCAGAGGGAACAAAAAAAUGUCAGUACACCUAAUCCACAUGCGUGUGGCAGCCCAAGGAUGUGUGGUGGGAGCAAUGACUUUGGGAGUUCUCUACUCGAUGUACAAAGAGUAUUUUGUGAAACCCAGAGAAGAGAAAACUGCUUUCCUUCACAAAUGAAUUGGGAUUUCUACAGUAUCUCUAAGAAUUUAAUUUUGGGCUUUUAAGUAUACCUCAAACUGAGGAUGUUAGAAUUAUUCUUGUUUUAAAUAUCUGAAGAAUACUUGCACUAAGUUUAGAUUUGAUUUGUUCUGCAAGUUUACUGAUCUUACUACCUACAAAUGGUAGGUAAUUUUCCCUGGGGUGAUUAUUGCUAUACACAGUAAAGUGUCAUAAUUUUACCAAAUGUAUAUAUUUACAAACAAAACAUGGUUUUAAUAUGUCCUUUGCAAUAGUUAUACUUGAGAAGCCUUUGUCAAAAAGAACUGAUUAAUUUUUUGGCCAGAUAUGAUUGGACCUUAAAGUUUAGGGCUUCAGGCUGGUCUUUCAUCUUGGCUUUAAGUUGCUAUCUGGGCAACUAUCCCUACUUUUCAUUAAUUAUAUUGAUUGUAAUGUACUUUGGAUCACAUUGCUUAUUUACAGUUCAGAUUCUCUUGAAAAUGUUUGUUGUGGAAUGAGAUUUUUGAAUAUUGAGGAAGUCAGAAAAUGUAUCCAGAACCACUUUUAAACCAGAGUAUUAUAUUUUUUGAAUUACUUCCCUUGUAACAUCAACGGUAUGAGAAUAACUUGCGGCAGCAAUGCCCUGGUGUGGCAAGUUUAAGUUUGCAGUAUCUGGAUCGAUAAGCUGCUGUUUCUCCAACAUGAAGCUGCCCACUUCUAAUUUUGGUGUUUUAACUUCAAAGCAUUCUGCUUAUUUAUGUUGCUGGUUGGGCAACAUGAAUAGGCUGUGCUCAUCCAUAACUGUCAUAGAUCAUACUGGUUAGUGGGCUGGUGAUCUUGUGUAGUUCAAGAACACACUGCCUUCUUUAUCAAUAUACUUUACAUUGAAACAAUAGAUUUCAUAUCUUGACAUUUGCAAAAUUUCUGAAAAUGCCUAGUUGUUUGCAUUACGAUCUGUAUAGGCAAGGUGGGUUAACAAAUGGGAGUAGUCUUGCAUUUCUUCUUUACAUUAACUUCAGUCAUGUAUUUGCACAUUUCGAACUGUUUUGCUUAAAUUCCAGUUGAUUGAGAGUUAUUUUCAUUCUUUGUUUUUAUUUACAUAAUUUUUGGAAAGUUCUGAACUCCAGUACAUUCUAAAUUCUGUGGCUCUUGAUCUCAAGAAGGCCAAAUACACUUUAAAUUGCACAUAUCUUUUGAAUGGAAAAUGGUACAAGAAUUGGCAUUUUACUUCUACAUUGAAGCAGUGCUUUGUGUUAAACAUUGUAACUAUGCUAGCUAGAUUUUUAACAUCAACUGUGGGGGAAAACUUCAUGUGCCUAGAUUGAAUUUGAGUACUAAAUAUGUGAAUACUGUAAGUGUAUGGAAGUGACAAUUAUAAAUCAGUUUUUAGAAAUGUUUUUCAGUGUAAUGCGUAUUAAAGCAGUGGUUAUCACACAAGAUGAGAAGCUUCAAUCUAAAAUGUCAGCACAAUUGCAGUGGUAUUUUACUCCCAUUGUAAGUUUGUGUGAAUGGCUACCUCUUUUUUAAUAAUGUAAAUUAAAGAUGAAUUGUAGAUUUAUUGCAGCAGAAAUCUUGUUCUUAAAAUGCCUCAUUUAAUGUUGUAUUUUACUUAUUUAUACAUUAUAAAAUCUCCCAAGUGAAACUAGUUGAAACAAGUAGUGAAAUAAAAGUACAUCUUACUGUC